CGGGAGCUGCGGCUUAAGGUACAGACAGGGCCAAGUCCAAGAACCAUACCACACACAACCAGUCCCGAAAAUGGCACAGAAAUGCUAUCAAGAAACCCCGAUCACAAAGAUACGAAUCUCUUAAGUGGGUGGACCCCAGGUUCCUGAGGAACAUGCACUUUGCCAAGAAGCACAAGAAGGGCCUCAAGAAGAUGCAGGCCAACAAUGCCAAGGCCAUGAGUGCACGUGCCGAGGCUAUCAAGGCCCUCGUAAAGCUCAAGGAGGUUAAGCGCAAGAUCCCAAAGGGUGUCAGCCACAAGCUCGAUCGACUUGCCUACAUUGCCCACCCCAAGCUUGGGAAGUGUGCUCGUGCCCGCACUGCCAACGGACUCAGGCUGUGCCGGCCAAAGGCCAAGGCCAAGGAUCAAAUCAGCGCCCAGACUGCAGCUCCAGCUUCAGUUCCAGCUCAAGCUCCCAAAGGUGCCCAGGCCCCUACAAAGGCUUCAGAGUAG
This is a messenger RNA of Gorilla gorilla gorilla (western lowland gorilla), 491 nucleotides long. RefSeq names its product large ribosomal subunit protein eL29-like. NCBI's taxonomy places the organism in Eukaryota, Metazoa, Chordata, Mammalia, Primates, Hominidae. Bases 153 to 491 code for a protein of 112 amino acids. The transcript has a single exon. The record is from RefSeq and is a predicted model, not a curated record.